Molecule: messenger RNA, 1512 nt
Organism: Penicillium mononematosum
Lineage: Eukaryota; Fungi; Ascomycota; Eurotiomycetes; Eurotiales; Aspergillaceae
Product: cytochrome P450
Exons: 6
Coding region: 1-1512 (503 amino acids)
Molecular function (GO): oxidoreductase activity, acting on paired donors, with incorporation or reduction of molecular oxygen; monooxygenase activity; iron ion binding
Source: RefSeq, a predicted model, not a curated record
AUGGCCGUCGACAAGUUGCCAUUACUGGCCAAGUUCGAGCCUGUGAGCCUGGUUGGCUUGGUCCUUCUGUCAGGCCUAUUUUUCUUAUUGACAGCAUCGCGCAAAUCCGACCUUCCUCUUGUCAACGGAAAGCGACCAUUUGAAUUUGGAAUUGCUAAAGCUCGUCAGCGAUAUCUGAAGAACGCCCAUAACCUAAUUACUGCUGGUCUGGCCAAGGCCGGUGCAUUUAGGAUCGUGACGGAAAAUGGCACUAGAACUAUCUUGUCGCCUAACUAUGCCGAUGAUAUUCGGAGUCAUCGUGAUCUGAGCUUGAGUGCUGCUUUGGUUAAGGAGCAUCAUGUCAAUAUCGCAGGCUUCGACGCAGUCAAGGUCACUGUGACAUCUGAUAUCAUUCAAGACACUGUCCGAACCAAGCUCACUCAAAAUCUCUUAGUGAACAUUACCGAGCCCAUGUCAGAGGAAGCUACUAUUUUGUUGAAAGAACAGUGGACGGACAAUACCGAGUGGCACGAUGUUGCGCUCCGACCCAAGACUCUCGGCAUAGUUGCCCAGCUAUCCUCCCGAGUAUUCUUGGGCGACAAAGUUUGCCGUAACCCAGACUGGCUCCGUAUCACCGUUAACUACACCAUCGACUCUUUGAUGGCAGCUGCCGAACUCCGGCUCUGGCCUGAAAUGCUGCGCCCACUUGCGGCCAGAUUCUUGCCCAAAUGCAAGAAGAUCCGGAAGCAGCUUGAGGAGGCUCGGGACAUCAUCCAACCUGUUAUCGACGAGCGCCGACUGGCCCAGCAGGAGGCAAUCAAGCAGGGGAAGCCCCAGGAGCGCUAUCAUGAUGCGAUCCAGUGGCUUGCAGAGAACACCAAGGAUCGCAGCUUUGAACCUGCUGCAAUGCAAUUGGCCCUCUCUACUGCGGCCAUUCACACAACGACUGAUCUGCUUAGCCAGACUGUCCUUGAUCUCUGCGGUCGAGACGAACUUAUCCAAGAACUGCGAGAAGAGAUCAUUUCUGUGUUCAAGGAUGGGUCUUGGGAUAAGAGCACAAUGUACAAGCUCAAACUGAUGGACAGUGUGAUCAAGGAGUCUCAGCGAGUCAAGCCUAUGGCGAUCGCCAAAAUGGCACGUUGCGCCGAGGAGGAUGUCAAGCUUUCCGAUGGAACUAUUAUUCCGAAGGGUGAGAUCAUUCUUGUUUCCUGCAGUAAAAUGUGGGACGAGAAUGUGUACCCCGACCCCAACACUUUUGAUCCUCAUCGAUUCCUCAAGAUGCGCCAACGGGGCUCAGACCAAGAGAGCUUCGCUCAACUGCAUAUGGGAUUCGGGUUUGGAAAGCAUGCUUGCCCUGGACGAUUCUUCGCUGCUGCAGAGCUCAAGGUUGCUCUAUGUCACAUCAUCAUGAAGUACGACUUCAAGGUGGCAGACGGAUGUAAUCCACAGGUGCUGAAGUCCGGAAUGCGACUUGCGGCAGACCCAUUUGCCAAAAUUGCUAUUAGAAGACGGCAGGAGGAGAUCACUUUCUGA